UCGUUUCCCCCGAACUGCGGCUGGGCUGAUGUAAAGUUGCGUUUUCUGCAGCUGAAUCAGAGUGCAAUAGACACCACCUAGGGUAGAAGAUUUUUUUGUAUAAAUAUUAUUUAGCUUCCACUUCUCAGCGGACUGUCGUAACGCCUGGUCUGACAUGGCGACGGAGAUAACGAAAGGUGUGGAACAGGUCUCAGUGGGUGAACUGUACGUGUCGGACAAAUGUGGCAGUGACCAGGAUGGGGACGGCACACAGCAGAAACCCUUCAAAACUCCUCUCAAGGCUCUGAUGUUCGCCGGGAAGGAGCCGUUUCCAACCAUCUACGUAGAAUCCCAGAAGGAGGGAGAGCGCUGGGCCGUGAUCUCUAAGACGCAGAUGAAGAACGCAAAGAAGGCCUUUAACCGCGAGCAGAUGAAGUGCGAUACCAAAGAAAAGAAGGAGGCCGAGGACACCGACAGGAGAGAGAAGAAUUUGGAAGAAGCCAAGAAGAUAAUCAUCGAGAACAACCCCAGCCUGCCUAAGCCUGAAACGGUUAAAAUCCAUCAUCUGGAGACCAGAAGAGGGCAGAGAGUCAAAGUGUUUGGAUGGGUUCAUCGCCUCAGGAGACAGGGGAAGAACCUGAUGUUCCUCGUGCUGAGAGACGGAACUGGUUUCCUCCAGUGUAUCCUGUCUGAUCUACUGUGCCAGUGCUACAACGGCUUGGUGUUGUCCACAGAGAGUACAGUAGCUCUGUACGGGACUGUCACUCCUGUUCCUGAGGGGAAACAGGCGCCCGGAGGCCACGAGCUGCACUGUGACUUCUGGGAGCUGGUUGGCUUAGCUCCAGCAGGCGGGGCAGAUAACCUGCUGAAUGAGGAGUCGGAUGUGGACGUCCAGCUGAACAACCGACACAUGCUGAUCAGAGGAGAGAACGUCUCCAAGGUCCUCCGAGUCCGAUCCACCGUCACACAGUGCUUCAGGGACCACUUCUUCAGCCGCGGAUACUACGAGAUCACUCCUCCUACCCUGGUGCAGACUCAGGUGGAGGGCGGCUCCACGCUUUUUAACCUCAACUACUUUGGCGAGCAGGCGUACCUGACGCAGUCCUCUCAGCUCUACCUGGAGACCUGCAUACCUGCCCUGGGCGACACCUUUUGCAUUGCCCAGUCGUACCGGGCCGAGCAGUCCCGCACCCGCAGACACCUGUCCGAGUACACUCACAUCGAGGCCGAGUGUCCCUUCAUGACGUUUGAUGAUCUGCUGAACAGACUGGAGGAUCUGGUGUGUGACGUGGUGGACCGAGUGCUCAAAUCCCCCGCCGCACCGCUGCUCUACGACAUCAACCCUAACUUCAAACCCCCCAAGAGGCCAUUCAAGAGGAUGAACUACACUGAAGCCAUCGAGUGGCUCAGAGAGCACGACGUCAAGAAGGACGACGGCUCCUACUACGAGUUCGGAGAGGACAUCCCCGAGGCUCCAGAGAGGUUGAUGACAGACGCCAUCAACGAGACCAUCCUGCUUUGUCGUUUCCCGGCUGAGAUCAAAUCCUUCUACAUGCAGCGCUGUCCUGAGGACAAACGCCUCACUGAGUCGGUCGACCUGUUGAUGCCAAAUGUUGGCGAGAUCGUCGGAGGCUCGAUGCGUAUCUGGGACUCUGAGGAGCUGCUGGAGGGAUACAAGAGGGAGGGAAUUGACCCGACCCCGUACUACUGGUACACUGACCAGAGGAAGUACGGCACGUGUCCUCACGGCGGUUAUGGCCUGGGUCUGGAGCGUUUCCUCACUUGGCUGCUGAACAGACAUCACAUCAGAGACGUCUGCCUGUACCCCCGAUUCAUCCAGCGCUGCCGACCCUGAACACACACACAC
Messenger RNA from Sander lucioperca (pikeperch), 1846 nucleotides. It is a transcript of the gene nars1, whose product is annotated as asparaginyl-tRNA synthetase 1. Gene Ontology annotation, cellular component: cytoplasm. Lineage: Eukaryota; Metazoa; Chordata; Actinopteri; Perciformes; Percidae. The transcript is spliced from 15 exons. Gene Ontology annotation, molecular function: nucleic acid binding; asparagine-tRNA ligase activity; ATP binding. The coding region runs from base 155 to 1834 and encodes 559 amino acids. The record is from RefSeq and is a predicted model, not a curated record. Gene Ontology annotation, biological process: asparaginyl-tRNA aminoacylation.